Molecule: messenger RNA, 954 nt
Organism: Laccaria bicolor S238N-H82
Lineage: Eukaryota; Fungi; Basidiomycota; Agaricomycetes; Agaricales; Hydnangiaceae
Exons: 5
Coding region: 1-954 (317 amino acids)
Biological process (GO): ceramide biosynthetic process
Cellular component (GO): membrane
Molecular function (GO): sphingosine N-acyltransferase activity
Source: RefSeq, a predicted model, not a curated record
AUGGACACAAAAAAUAUUGUUCAAUGGCUCUCGCCCUACGUUGCACCUUUCUUCGCGCUGCAGUAUCCCACACAGACACCAGCGCACCCCGAUUCUUUCCCCGAGUCCGGAUACUACAACGCCGGGAAGGCUGAUAUCUGUCUCGUGAUUACCUGUAUCGCUGUCAUGGCCGUGUUGCGCGACGCGUUGAGGUUGGGUGUUUUUGAGCCCUUCGCGCGCUGGAAGCUUUCCAGAGACCUAGACCGCAAACGACACCAACCAAGUGUUCUCCGCUUCGCUGAGCAAGGCUGGUCAGUUGUGUAUUAUACCAUCCAGUGGUCAUUUGGCCUUUAUGUACACCGCAAUCUCCCUACUGAGAUCUUCGACGCCAAAGACCUAUGGCUUCAGUAUCCCCAUAUACCACUCGCCGCACCCAUCAAAUUUUAUUAUCUUACUCAAACAGCAUUCUACAUGCACCAGAUGCUAAUCCUGAAUGCUGAGGCCAGAAGAAAGGACCACGUUCAGAUGAUGGCCCACCACAUUAUCACCGUUAUCCUCAUGGUCACAAGCUACUUCACCAAUUUUACACGCGUGGGCUGCGUUAUCAUGGUGCUUAUGGACUGGUGUGACAUUUUCCUACCGUUAGCGAAAAUGAUCCGUUAUAUUGACAUCAGCCAAUUGGCGUGUGAUCUCACCUUUGCGUGUUUCCUCGUUUCAUGGCUUGUUACGCGGCAUUUCUUAUUCCUUUUUGUCAUCUAUUCGACGGUAGUCGACCUCCCAAAGCAUGUUCCAUUCCUCCUGAAUACGGAGCAGGGUUAUUAUUUGACAAAGUCUGCAUACCUUGCCUUCUGCAUAAUGCUUGGGACUCUGCAGGUUCUGCAAUGUAUUUGGUUCUGGAUGAUAUGUAGAGUUGCGUGGCGCGUGAUCACGACGGGCAAUGGCGCGUCAGAUGAUCGUAGUGAUGAGGAAGAGUAA